AUGCCUGGCCCUAUAGAUGAUAGCGGAAUUGAGAUCGUGGGCUCUUUGAAGGGCCUGACGAACCUGGAGACGCUGAUCCUCGUCGGUUCAGGAUUCCGCUUUGGAAAGUCUGAGGAUAAGAAGACGGUCGAGACAUGUCUUGUCGACCUUCUGCCACCGUCAAUCCGCAGCGUCAGCAUUGAUUCGGAUCAUAUGAGCAUCAUCCAUGAACCGAUUAUCGCGCUGGGUGAAGCGGUCAAGCAGGGCUCAUUUCCAAUGCUGAGGGAGGUCCGAUGCUAUAAUUGGUUGUAUGAGCAUUUGGAGGCUUACGUGCUUGAGAAGAUUUCAGGCUCAUCUAUAACUCCAGAGGAGUUGGAGGAUUUCUGGGAAAGUAGCUCAUGCCGUCCACUAUCGCGGCUGAGCAGGACAUGUAAUGUAUCGUUCAGUGGAACGAACAAGAGGCUUUUUGAACGUGAUGCUGGGAGGCUGGAAAGAAGUUAG
Fusarium proliferatum ET1 is the source of this 480-nucleotide messenger RNA. RefSeq lists its product as uncharacterized. The coding region runs from base 1 to 480 and encodes 159 amino acids. The transcript has a single exon. The record is from RefSeq and is a predicted model, not a curated record. NCBI's taxonomy places the organism in Eukaryota, Fungi, Ascomycota, Sordariomycetes, Hypocreales, Nectriaceae.